AUGGACGUGCUCAAGCUUGCCGAGGCUGGCGAUGCCGAGGCUCAGUAUCAGAUUGGCUUCUUCUACGACAUUGGCGACACGGACGAGUUCCCCCAGUCCUAUGAGAAGGCUGUCGAGUGGUAUUCCAAGGCUGCGGAGCUGGGCCAUCCCCAGGCCCAGUCCGAACUUGGCCGCUGCUACGCCGAGGCCCUGGGCGUCUCCCAGGACGACGAGCUGGCGCUGCGAUGGUACCGAAAGGCUGCGGAGCAGGACGACGUGAAUGCCCAGGUCAUGGUCGGCGUCUUCAACCUCAAGGGCCGGGGUAUGGACCGACCGUCAUUCGACGAGGCGGCUCUCUGGUUCCAGAAGGCUGCCGAUAACGGCGACGCCGAGGCCCAGCGCCGGCUCGCCUUCCUCUACCUCGAGGGCAAAGGAGUUGCUGGUGACAGAUUGCAGGCCAUCCAGCUCUUUGAGCGUGCGGCUGCCAAUGGCGACGACAUUGCCCUGGUGCAUCUCGGCGAUAUGGUCCUCGAUGAAAGCCCGCUCAAGUCGGGCGACUGCUACGAGAAGGCCGCAAGCCUGGGCAACCGCCUGGCCCAGUACAAGCUCGGCCUGCUCUACCAGAGCGGCCGCGGCCGCGAGAAGGACGUCUCCGAGGCGCUGCGAAUCUUCUUGGAGCUCGAACAGGGCGGCGUCGACUACUCAGGCCUCUGGAGCUUUGGCGAGCUGCUGUCCCAUAUCCACAAAUGCUACGAGAGCCUCGGAAACACCGAAGAGGCGGCCUAUUAUCUCGAGGAGGCCUCGCACUUUUCCCCCAAGUAA
Polychytrium aggregatum is the source of this 801-nucleotide messenger RNA. Its product is annotated as Sel1 repeat protein. Bases 1 to 801 code for a protein of 266 amino acids. The record is from RefSeq and is a predicted model, not a curated record. The transcript is spliced from 2 exons. Lineage: Eukaryota; Fungi; Chytridiomycota; Chytridiomycetes; Polychytriales. Gene Ontology annotation, molecular function: protein binding.